AUGCCCGGGGCUCGGCCGCCCCCCGCAGGGAACCGCACGGACUUCUUCCCCUUCUUCUCGGACUUCAGGGGCGCCAGCCGCGUGGCGCUCAGCGCCCUGGAGACGGCCGUGCUGGCGUGCAUCUUCGCGCUCGCCCUGGCGGCCAACGCGUGCGCCAUCCGGCUCCUGGCGCGCCGCAAACGGAGGCUGAGUGUCGCCAGCUGCCUGGUGCUCAACCUUUUUUGCGCUGACCUGCUCUUCAUCAGCGCCAUCCCCAUCAUCGCCGUGGUGCGCUGGACCGAGAGCUGGACCAUGGGCCACGCCGUCUGCCACCUGCUCUUCUACAUGAUGGGACUCAGCGGCAGCGUCACCAUCCUCUCGCUGGCCGCUGUCAGCCUGGAGCGCGUGGUCAGCAUCGUCCGGCUCCGGCCCUCGAAGGCCUACAGAGGCAGGCUGGUGGCCGGCCUCCUGCUGUUCAUCUGGGCCGUCUCGGCGCUGGCCGCCCUGCCGCUCUGCCUUUUCUUCACAGUUCAGCCGCUGCCCAGAAAGCACCAGGAAGUGUUAAUUUGCACCUUGGACUGGCCCAGCAUUUCAGGAGAGAUCGCUUGGGAUGUGUCUUUUGCCACUGUGAUCUUCUUAAUACCAGGAUUGGUCAUCAUAAUUAGUUAUUCAAAGAUUUUACAGAUUGCAAAAGAAUCAAGGAGGCGUCUUCAUGCUGGCAUGGCCUAUUCAGAGGGUUAUCACAUUCGAAUUUCCCAGAAAGACUUCAGACUGUUGCGGACUCUGUUUGUAUUGAUGAUCUCUUUCUUUCUUAUGUGGAGUCCAAUAAUCAUCACCAUUCUCCUCAUUUUAGUGCAGAAAUUCAAUCCAGACGUGAACCUAAUGCCUUCUUUUUUCUUUUGGAUAGUGGCUUUCACAUUUUCCAAUUCAAUUGUCAACCCAGUUUUAUAUAAUGUAUCGCACUUCAGGCAUGAAUGGAGGAAAAUCUUUUUCUGCUGCCCUGGUCCUCUUGGAAGAAAAGCAACUGACACUACGCUGAGGCAGAAUAACAACAGACAUUUCUCCGUGUCUGCUAUUUCCACAUAACCAUGUGAUGUUUCUGACAGCGGUAAUCUCACCAGCUUUUGGGAACAGUGUGCUAAAGAAAGUGUCUGGGAAAGAGGGAGGCGGGUGGAAUUAAAAUAUCAAGAUCUGCACAGCAUAUUCUGGUCUUGGGAAAUCUUGGUGCUGCAGAAAAUGACCCUUGGUGCUGCAGAAACUCUCCCCAUAGCAAGAUGCAAGGGACGCUGAUGGCGUUAAAACAGAAGUUAAAAUGUUGACUUCAGAGCAUAACUGAACUCUGCAGUUUACUAUCUUCCAGAAAGUGAUUGUAUUUUGUGGGAUCUUUGCCAUGGGGCAGGGGCGACAACACUUCCUUGCGUGAGAGCCAAAGAAUCGGUGUUAACAAAUAACAAGUUUAAAAAUGCGUAAGUGGCAGGGACACAGCCAAAUGUUCACAUGUGUGCUAGGUUUAUAAAUGUACAAGUAGCUGCCAGCUGCAGGGAGACUCAGCCAUUCAAACAGUACUGUGUAUUUUGAACAUGUGUCUAUGGGUUUUGUUCUUGUACUGGAUUCGUGCCUAGCUGGUGUAAAAAGAUUGCUGGGGUAUGAUGGUGCAUGUAGAUGCUUAGCACAUGGUCAGCUCUGGCAGAAUCCGUUACCUGUUCAGUCAAGGGAGUGAGGGAUAGGUGCAGGUGGGACUUAGCACAGGCAGCUCACCUUCCAUCCACCGAACAGAUGAAAGCACAUGAUUAUCAGGGGCUGGUCUGAAUCGGAAGAUUGGGGAAUGCAAUCACAGGGAGAUCAGCUCCUAACAGAAGAGCAGGGGAAAUACCCCCCCUUCCAGCGUUUCCAGAAGCAGAGAGACAGGCAGACACAGAAGAUGCUCGGUUGAGAGAGGAGCUACGCAGCUAUGAGAUAGUAGCUGAGCAACCAGAAGGGAGGGAGCAGCUGGAACCCCUCCCUCCCACUGAACUCAGAGGUCCGAGCGUGUCACAGAACAAAGGAGAUGCCGGGGGAGGGGGUGAGGCACUUCCCAUUGGCAUGCUUCUCGCUGCGGAUGUGGGGAGGAAUCAGAGUAGGCAACUGAUAUCCUUGCAGAGGGUUGCAUGUUUGUGCUUGUAACAUAAUGCUGUAAUUAAAGGACUAUAAAUCUACCAAAUGUUCAUUAAUUAUUAUCAGUGAGCUACCAGAAGGGAGAGGGGGAACUCCCGUAGUUGAAAAUGAUGCAGCAACCUUGUUGAAGCUUGCCUAGAGCGAAAUCAGUGCCUAGAUGGGAGAUCACCUCAGAUCCCCUUCACCCUACGCUUCAUG
This is a messenger RNA of Zootoca vivipara (common lizard), 2331 nucleotides long. It is a transcript of the gene FFAR4, whose product is annotated as free fatty acid receptor 4. Gene Ontology annotation, biological process: G protein-coupled receptor signaling pathway. The record is from RefSeq and is a predicted model, not a curated record. Gene Ontology annotation, molecular function: G protein-coupled receptor activity. NCBI's taxonomy places the organism in Eukaryota, Metazoa, Chordata, Lepidosauria, Squamata, Lacertidae. Gene Ontology annotation, cellular component: plasma membrane.